GGAGUGUUUAUACCCGUCGCCAUUUCAGGCGACAUAGUGUGUAGCAUUCUCUUUGAGCUCCAAAGAACUGAGGACGAAGGAAAAACAACGCAUAUAUGUUCAACAAUAUACGUUGAAGUCGCCGAGUUUUAAUAAUUUUAAACUUUGAGUUCUUGUUUUUGCUGCAGCUUUUUUGAUCAGCGAACGGACCCGAGAGCAGGAGAAAAGUCCCUGAAGAUAAAGACUGAAAAAAUGAUUGUGGGUGGGAUUAAUGGGGCAUGGGAUCAGGUUCUGAGCCUAAUGUAGGAGUGAAACUCUGCCCCCUGCCAGUCAUUUUAGUAGCUACAGCUGAAGGUAACCCUAAGCACGGUUACUGAACCAUAACUAUUGAAUUGCCCUUCAGCCACUGGUCACCCAAAGCACAGUCCCUUUCCUCCUACCUGAAGAGAUUCCUGAACAUAUGUCAGUUUAUCUCACAUGGGGAGCAGUUUCAAAUCAUUGUCCACACAUCAAAGUACAUUGUGCUUAUAUGUGAUUAAUCAGAGGUCAAAUCAAGUGUGUCAAAUCACUUCCAUUUCUGCCUACUUUCUCCUAAGCCAGUUUGCAGUUUAAAUCCAUUUCCUCUCAUUUUGUGAACAAGCUAUUCUUGAAGCAUUUAGGUUCUGCUUCUUAUAUUGGGCUCAGAACCGGGAUUACUUCACAAACCGCCAUCAAAUGGGGAAAGUUGAACAAUAACCUUUUGUAGUGUGACUGAGGUCUGUUCUUUGUCACCUCAGUAAGUCUCUUGGGGGCAGUGCUGCGUUCUGUGACGUUAAGCGGAGCCUGCUGGGAUUUGUAGUUUCCCUGAGAGGGAGGCAGAGACUCCUGCUCGCACACACUGGUCCAACCACAGUGAGAAAGUACAUUCAGACGACCAGCCCGCAAUACAGGCACUAUGGACCGAUCCCCCACCACCAGCAGCCUCAUGGCCAGCAACGUGACCAACAAGACAGACCCGCGCUCGCUCAACUCCCGCGUGUUCAUUGGCAAUCUGAACACACUGCUGGUGACCAAGGCUGACGUGGAGGCCAUCUUCAGCAAGUACGGCAAGAUCGUGGGUUGCUCUGUGCACAAGGGCUUCGCCUUCGUGCAGUAUGCCAAUGAGCGGAACGCUCGCGCUGCCGUGGCCGGCGAGGACGGCCGCAUGAUCGUGGGUCAGGUGCUCGACAUCAACCUGGCCGGCGAGCCCAAGCCUCACAGGGCAAAGGCUACUAAACGCUCCGCGGGAGACAUGUACAGCAGUUCCUCUUUUGACCUGGAUUAUGACUUUCAGAGGGAUUACUACGACCGGAUGUACUCGUACCCCUCCCGUGUACCACCACCUCCCCCUCCCCUCUCCCGGGCUGUGAUUCCCUCGAAGCGACCACGGGUCAGUGUCAGUGGAGGGGGCAGCCGGCGCACCAAGACCAGCUUCUCGUCCUCUAAGAGCAGUCAGCGCACCUCGUCUUCCUCCUACUCUCGCGCUAUGAAAGUAGAUGACUUGCAGACCAUCAAGAAGGAGUUGACCCAAAUCAAGCACAAGGUGGAUUACCUGUUGGAAAGCCUGGAUCGAAUGGAAAAGGACCAUGCAAAGAAGUCAGACGGCAAGAGCGUGAAGUCAGAAAGCGGGGAGACAUCUUCGCUGCAGCACUCCAGCAGCUCGGGCAGCAAGAAGGAGGAGUGCGUGAAGAGGGAGCGGGAGAGAGAGAGCCAGGAGCUGAACGACUCUGAGGAAGAGGGAGACCUGCUUGAAGAGGAGGAGGAGGUGAAGAGCCGAGGAAGGGCAGAAGACAAUGAGGAUGAUGAAGAGGAGGAAGGAGAGCAGGAGGAGGGAGAGGAUGAUGGGGACAGUGUAAAUGGGGAUGAUGACUCGUAGAGAGAGAUCAAGCAAACAUUUAUGUACAGGCUAUACACACAUAGGCCCAGAUACCUUCACAGACUUUAGAGGUAUUUCAUAGGUGCACAUUUUCUCAGAGGCAGAACAUUUUUCUAAGUUGUGAGGUCAAACAUGUAAACAGACUCAAUGCGGCCAUGUGGAGACCUCUACUGGCAACAGGUGACAUUGCAUUUUGUUAUCCUCCUUUGUCCCAUCAAUUUGUCUGCAUCUUAAGUCUGAGGCUAUGAUAUGUAACAAUUCACCUGUGUCCUGUACCACUUUUAACCUGGUUGUAUAAUAGAGUAGGUUGUGAAUAAGAUGGGCGUUCAUGGAGCUGCUGCGGUGUUUUCUUGACCAACCGUUUGGCUUUUUGUUUUGAGAUUUAAUGUGAUAGUAUUCAAUAUUCAUUUUUUUAAAGGUUUAAAUGUUUGUUAAAUGAGAUUAAUAGAAGUGUAUUUUUGAAAAAGACUGUGUGAAUGUGUUAAAUGUCUCUUAAGUACCCAUAAUUUCACUUCAUGUCUUUUGUUUUUUUUGGUUUUUUUUUUGUCAACUGUCUCAACUGUCAAAUUAAAAUAAAAUGAAAUAAAUGUGA
Molecule: messenger RNA, 2465 nt
Organism: Brienomyrus brachyistius
Lineage: Eukaryota; Metazoa; Chordata; Actinopteri; Osteoglossiformes; Mormyridae
Gene: hnrnpca
Product: heterogeneous nuclear ribonucleoprotein C
Exons: 10
Coding region: 914-1873 (319 amino acids)
Cellular component (GO): nucleus
Molecular function (GO): RNA binding
Source: RefSeq, a predicted model, not a curated record